GUCUCAGCAUGGUUCUUCACCACCUUCAGUGUGUCCGGUUUGAAGGAGAAGGUCCGUUAUCUUGACAGCCUGCAGCAGCUCUUCACCUGCAUCAAACCUGAGCAGAUUGACAUUCCUCCGUUUGUCCUGGAGUACGACGCACGAAUGAAUGGACCCUACAAUCCAUCUGAGGCCUCCAACCUGUGACAGGACCCCACCUGGAUGAUAAAGUGAAGCAGCUCAUUGACAUAUUCAGAUGUGGUCAGUAAGUCCUGGCUCUUUUUAAGGCUCUGAACCACAGCAGUUAAACCACUGUCAUCGUGUUCCUGCCAAAAUUACCAGAAGGAAGCAUUGCAGGACAUAGUUCUGAUCGGGGAGUCUAACUCUUUGUGGACCCGGUAUAAUUCCUGGAUUGUGCCUCUGACACGGAGAGUUCUUGCUGAGCUUUUUUUUUUUUUUAAGAUUCCUCCACAUGAAGGUUGAAGUCACAUCUUGUGGGAUACUUGAAACCUUUCCACCAUGUGGUCAACUUGCUCACUAUCUUUGAAAGACGCUGGAGACAAUAGACACCAAAAAAUAUUUUAGGACCACAUCUUUAAACAUUGUUAGUUAAUGUGAAUUAAAUGCCUUGAACUUGUCUUUAAAUCAUCCUCAUCCCUCACUUGCUGGUGUACAUAAGGUCAAGCCAAGAGAAAGAAAUGUGGGCGUGGCUUCAAUAAAUGCUGAAAAUGAUCAUUUAUACACUUAAAGAAAGGUCGGUGACUGAGCAUAAUGUUAAGAUAAACCAGGGUGUCUGUAGCUUCAGCUUGCAUCACUUUUCUCAUGUAAUAUUUUACAAACCGUAAUUCCCCCGGAAAUAUCAAUACAUUUCUGUCCACUUUGAAAAAUGGAUACAGUGACGUUUUCAAAGAAUCACUGGAGUGUCUCUGAUUAGUCUGAUAAAACAACUUAGCAUCAAAAACGUAUUCUCUUGCCUUUAUGUUGGGUCUUUGACUACCUCUACUGAGCUCUUUUAACUCAAACAAAAUACUGAUCAGAAAAGAUUUAUUUAAUCAAAUAUUUUUCCGUUGUACACCACAAAGAUUUUUCACUGUGUAGCUUUAGUUAUUUAUCAUUUCAUUGGAUGCUAAAAAGGUAAAAAGAGAUUUUCUUAUUAAAAAACAUUUCUUUAAAACUUGAGACUCAAAUAUCCUGAACAUAUUAGUCCAUUGAAGCCUCUGUAAGCAAGGGAGGGUGAAAAAGCUAAAAUAAAUACAAAGCGGAUAGAACUGACAUUAAAAUAAUGCACGAUUUUCACCAAACUGUUAAGGAUGAAAUCGAUUGCUUCACAAAAACCAUUAAGACAUAUUCUGGUGGAUUAGUGAAAAGGUAAACAAUUGUCCAACCUGUUGUAAAUAGCUUUUUGAAUCCCUUCAUUUUGGAGAAACUCAGUUUAACUGUGACAAAACUGAUGAGCUAAUGACAAGUCAGAGAGCCCAAAACGAAAGAGAAUCUCUGCCACCUGAAAAUAGCUCCAAACUCCACAAUUUCAGAAUGAUAUACAAACGCUCUCAUUUAAUUUUUUUCUUUGCCAUCAACGAAGAAAUUAUCCUAGUAGAAAUCUCACUUCCUGGCUGCACCAGAAGUGCUACAGCUAGCAGCUGUCGCUAUGUGCGCUUGAAUUUCACCACAGAACUCUGUAAAUAAAUUGUAAUGCAAAAUUGAUGGCAGUGUAAAAGUUUGUAAAAUGGUGUUUGCAUGAAAUUUUCUGAGAUUGGACCACGUUAUGAUGACUGCAGUCAACUUGGGUCUUGGUCCUGUUUUAGCUAGUCAUUAUCUGAUCAGUUCUGUCAGAAAUAAAUGAGGUCAUUCAGAGAGCCACAAGUAAGAUAUUGACUGUUCAUAAAAUUUACACAGACCCUUUUAAAAAUAGCUGCACUAUCUUCAGACAGUUUUGGUGAUUGUGAGCACACACCUCCGUACCAACUAAAGUUUGCUUCUUUGGUUCGAAACAUUUUGCACUUUUUUUACAUUGAAUUUUUUUCUUUGCAUCAUUAUGUCCUUGUGGUCUGAGUAAAAAAAUCUUUCCUGUUUGUCUUAAAGCUAUUGUCUCUUGCGUUUUUUUUUUUGUUUGUUUUUGUUUGUUUUUUUGUGUGUGUGUGUGUGUGUGUGUUUUUUUCAGCAUUACUUUUUGUUUGUUGCUCAGUUUACUGCUGUUAUUGGCACUACUUGUGAUUUUCCAAAAAAUGUUGGAUUUUAAUUGAGUUUCAACAUGAAAAUAAAGCAGUUGUUCUCAGUAUCUAUAAUCACAAGCUCACCUAUUUCCAGUAACACUAUAAAAAAAUAAAUAUAGUCUGUCCCACUGACACCUUUCCCUGGGGGUGAUUUUACCUGGAUCCAGUCCUUUUUUCACCCAUCAUGUUCAGAAAUGUCACGAGACACAGACGGAGUCGAUGGUACGGUUUACCCACAAACUGAGUUUCAUUUCUUUGACUUUAAAAUGAAGUCCUACAAACAUCCCAUUAAAAAAUGAAAAAAAGUAAGUUGAUAUAAAUUAUUUAUUAGCUAAAUACUUUUGUAAAUGUGAAUAUCCACAGAUUAUUAGAAGCAGUCAAAUCCUCGGCUGGGUGUUUUCACCAACAUUAAAGGUUAUAAAUGACCUCAGAUGUUUAAGGUGUUUCUCUAAUGAAAUAGGUCAAUGGUGAAAUGCUGUGUUAAGACUAUUUCAGAAAGUCUGAGCCAAGUGUUGACCUCAUGGAAAUGCGUUUCUGUAUUAUUUUAAAGGUAUAAAUGCAAUUUGUCGACAAUGUCUGGGACUUAAAGAAAAUUGUCUUUGCUUUGUUUUUUUGUUUCCUAAAUUUUUUUUACACUUUGAUUAAAAUGUUUUUCUCUGGUGGA
Austrofundulus limnaeus is the source of this 2856-nucleotide messenger RNA. Its product is annotated as ganglioside-induced differentiation-associated protein 2. Lineage: Eukaryota; Metazoa; Chordata; Actinopteri; Cyprinodontiformes; Rivulidae. The record is from RefSeq and is a predicted model, not a curated record.